UCAAGAGCCGCUGUACACGUUGUCACGGUAUGUAACAAGCUCUCUCAGUAGCACGCGCUUUUUCGCGUCCGCAGCAGCUAUCCCUACCUCUGUUGCUCAACUUGCCUACUUAUUUCACUGUCAGCGCAUAAACUUCACGAUGCUGAGAAUCCUUGCUGGCGUUGUCUGCCUGUUGUUGGUCCACGCAGCAGAGGAAGAGGUCACAGAAGCACGGUUACUUGUACAGAAGCGGAUACUCAACAAAUUUCUUGUUGAGGGCAAGGACAUCAUUGUUGACUACAACAUCUACAAUGUUGGUGGGAGUGCGGCCUUGGACAUUAAGUUGUCUGACAACUCCUUCAAUCCUGCAUACUUUGAGGUCACCAGCGGUCUUCUGAGCUUCAAGCUGAACAGGCUUGCUCCUGGCAGCAAUGUCACUCACACAGUCGUCAUCAGGCCUCUGACAUUCGGCUUCUUCAACUUCACAAGUGCUGAUGUUUCCUACAGGACAUCUGAGGACAGUCAAGAGGUCCAGUUUGCCCACACCGCUGAGCCGGGUCAAGGUGGAAUUAUGCCAGUGCGUGAUUUUGACAGGAAGUUCUCACCCCACGUGACCGACUGGCUUGCUUUUGCCAUCAUGACACUGCCAUCUCUUGGAAUCCCAUUCGUGCUUUGGUUCAACAGCAAGUCGAAAUACGAGAACAUUGUGAAGCAGUUCAAGAAGCACUAGGACACUUAUUUGGGGGGGGGGUGUGGAAGGGUGCAUUGUGGUACCUGUUGUUUUUUUUUCUUUUUGUCCCUCGGUGUUUUUGUAUUAAAAUACAAAAUGUA
Molecule: messenger RNA, 810 nt
Organism: Rhipicephalus sanguineus (brown dog tick)
Lineage: Eukaryota; Metazoa; Arthropoda; Arachnida; Ixodida; Ixodidae
Gene: SsRbeta
Product: translocon-associated protein subunit beta
Exons: 6
Coding region: 140-709 (189 amino acids)
Cellular component (GO): endoplasmic reticulum; membrane
Source: RefSeq, a predicted model, not a curated record